AUAGAAAGAAAGAAAAAUCAACAGUAAAAUUGAAAGAAAAAUAAAUAAAAGUGGGAGUCACAUUCUAGUUAUUAUCAUUAUUUGAGUUCCCCUCUAGACAACAUCGACCCGUCAGACCGGCAGUGCAAUUCCAUUUGUGUUCGAAGUAACAUCUCGGAAAUAUUCACAGUUCACAGCAAGUUUUCUUGACUUUAAAGAGCAAUUAAUGAUUAAUUGCUAUAAGAAUUUCUGGAAUUUUCAUAUUUUAUAGACCUUGAUAAGAAAAAAAAGUGAAAGUUGCCAUCCACGUCAUUCAAUUAAUAAAUCCCGGCAUCAGAAGGAUAACGCAGGGAUUGAAACAUUUCUUUAAUUUCCAACUAAAAAGUAAAGGAGAAAAUAUGAGUUCAAUUCAUCUCUCUGAAGGCUCUGCAAAGCCGGAAUUAGUGGAAGGAAAACCAUAUAUUUUUAGUAUGAAAUUUUGUCCGUAUGCUCAUCGAGCACGAUUGGCACUUUCAUUCAAGCAAAUCCCAUACGAGAUUAUUAAUAUCAAUUUAAAAGAUAAACCAAAAUGGUAUUUUGACAUCCAUCCGAAAGGACAAGUUCCGGCUUUUAUCGGACCGGAUGGCAAAGUCGUCAUCGAAUCAGACGUGAUUGUUUACACCUUAGAUGAAAUGUAUCCCGAUCCGCCUCUUUGCAAUGAAGAUACAAAAACUCGAGAUUUGGAAUUGAUUGAAAAUUUUGGAAAGAUAAGUACCAUAUUUUCUAAUUGCAUUCACGGAAAAGAUGAUCGAUCAUUAGAUGAUAUUGUUGGCGAUAUUACGCACCACUUGGAGGAGUUUGAGGAGGAGCUGAAAAUUCGUGGCACUGAUUUCUUUGGAGGUGAGAAACCCGGAAUUGUUGACAUUAUGAUUUGGCCAUGGGUUGAACGUUCGAAAGCUCUUCCUUUGAUCUAUAAACAACCGUUGAGAAAUUUUGAAAAAGAGAAAUUUCCCAAUGUGAUAAAUUGGACCACAAAAAUGAAAGCUCAAGACUUUGUUAUCGAGAACGCAGGGCCUUAUGAUAAAUUUGCCGAACUAAUUUUAGCCUCAAGAGAGGGAACAGUCAAUUAUGAUUCCUUCUAAAAAAAAAAAAUUGUCUUCACGCGAAAAAACUUCCAAAAAAGAAAAAGAGUGUGAUAAAUCAAUAAUUAAAUAGUAAGCCUUUUUGUGGAAAAUAAUUGUUUGCUUACACUUAUUGCAGAAAGAAGACUAUUUAAACAUAUCGAAUAUUUAUUACUGAAAAAUUAAUUAUUGACUCUUUUAACCUUUAUCAUAAAUGCAACUUUAUACAAUUUGAUUGACAAUACAAAAGAUUUCUGCUUCGAGUAAUCUUCGCCUUCUUCAAUUUAUUAA
Leptopilina heterotoma is the source of this 1370-nucleotide messenger RNA. RefSeq names its product pyrimidodiazepine synthase-like. Lineage: Eukaryota; Metazoa; Arthropoda; Insecta; Hymenoptera; Figitidae. The record is from RefSeq and is a predicted model, not a curated record. Gene Ontology annotation, biological process: glutathione metabolic process. The transcript is spliced from 6 exons. Gene Ontology annotation, cellular component: cytoplasm. The coding region runs from base 378 to 1100 and encodes 240 amino acids. Gene Ontology annotation, molecular function: glutathione dehydrogenase (ascorbate) activity; glutathione transferase activity.